Molecule: messenger RNA, 2965 nt
Organism: Micromonas commoda
Lineage: Eukaryota; Viridiplantae; Chlorophyta; Mamiellophyceae; Mamiellales; Mamiellaceae
Exons: 2
Coding region: 1-2922 (973 amino acids)
Biological process (GO): translation reinitiation; formation of cytoplasmic translation initiation complex
Cellular component (GO): multi-eIF complex; eukaryotic translation initiation factor 3 complex, eIF3e; eukaryotic translation initiation factor 3 complex, eIF3m
Molecular function (GO): mRNA binding; translation initiation factor activity
Source: RefSeq, a predicted model, not a curated record
AUGUCGCGCUACGCUGGCACUUUUGCCAAGCCGGAGAAUGCUCUGAAGCGUGCGGAGGAGCUGAUUAACGUCGGUCAGCCCAACGCCGCCCUUCAGGCGCUCCACGAUGUGAUCACGUCGAAGCGCCACCGUACCUGGCAGAAGGUCCUCGAGCAGAUCAUGUUCAAGUACGUGGAGUUGUGCAUCGAGCUCAAGAAGGGGCGCCUCGCGAAGGAUGGUCUGAUCCAGUACAGGAUCGUGUGCCAGCAGGUGAACGUCAACUCGCUCGAGGAGGUGAUCAAGCACUUUCUGAAGCUUGCGACCGAGAAGGCGGAGGCGGCUCAGGCUGCCGCUUCGGCCGCUACCAUCGACAUCGAAGAUCUCGAGGCUGAGAACACCCCGGAGAACUUGAUGCUGAAGUCGGUCUCUGCUGAGAGCGACAAGGAUCGCUCCGAUCGCGAGCUCGUCACCCCUUGGUUCAAGUUCCUGUGGGAAACCUACCGAACCAUCCUCGAGAUCCUGCGCAACAACAACAAGCUGGAGGGGCUCUACGCCAUGACGGCCAACCGCGCAUUCAACUUCUGUGUGACUUACAAGCGCACCACCGAGUUCCGCCGCCUCUGUGAGAUCCUGCGCAAUCACCUGUCCAACCUUCAGAAAUAUCGCGACCAGCGCGAUCGCCCCGAUAUGACACUGGCCGAGACGCAGAACUACUACCUCGAGACAAGGUUUGAGCAGCUCAAGUCUGCCGCGCAGCUCGAGCUGUGGCAGGAGGCGUUCCGCACGAUUGAGGACAUCCACGGCUUAACUUUCAUCCUCAAGAAAUCGCCCAACCCGAGGAUGAUGGCCUCUUACUUUGCCAAGCUCACAAAGGUCUUCUGGGUGUCGGAGAACCAUCUCUAUCAUGCAUACGCCUGGUACAAGCUCUUUAACUUGAGCAAGGCGUACAACCGUAACCUUACGCCAGAGGACCUGAAGGCAAUGGCGUCGGCUGUGCUGCUCUCUGCGAUCGCCAUUCCGCCGUAUGAAUCUCGCACAUCUGCCAGUACCUCGAACGAGGAGAUCGAGAACGCUAAGGAACGCGAUGUGCGCAUGGCGACUCUGCUCGGUUACACCCUGGACCCCAAGCGGGACCCCCGCGAGGUUCUUUCGCGCAAGGCGCUGCUUUCUGAGCUGAUCUCGAAGGGUAUUCUAUCCCUCGUGUCCACCGAGGCCCGCCAGCUGUACGCCUUGUUUGAGAAGGAGUUCCACCCCCUGGAUCUCUGCAAACAUGCCCAGAAGGUGUUUGGAUCUAUGGACACAGAGACCGUGGAGCUUUCCGCGGCCAGCCCCAUCCCAUCUAUCUCUUUUGGAGACUUCUUGCCCCGCAUGCGCAACCUUGCUGUUGUCCGCAUGCUGCAGCAGUCGUCCCAAGUUUAUCAGACGAUGAAGCUUGAGACUCUUCAGCAGAUGGUGCCGUUCCUGGAGUUUACCCAGGUCGAGCGUAUCCUAGUGAACUGCACGAAGGGCGGCGCUGUCUCGGCGCGUCUUGACCACCAGAACAAGUGCAUCUGCUUUGAGGGCGAUAAGCUCGAGAGCGACGGCAUCAAGAAUCACCUUGUGCUCAUGGCUCAGAAGCUGCGCAACGGCAUUAAGAUGAUUUACCCUGACGAAGUACCGGCUUCGUCUCUUGCAUCCCAGUCCAACACCGCUGAACUGCUGUCGAAGAUUGAGGUUGAGCACAAGCUGGCUCUCGCGCGCAAGGUUAUCAUUGAGCGCCGCAAAGAGGAGGCAGAGCUCAUCCUUCAGGAGCAAGAGAGGGAAGCCGAGGAGGCUCGCCUCGCCCUGCAGCGCAAGAACGAGGCUGCAGAGGCCAAACGUCUCGAAGAGGAACGUCGCAUCCGUGAGGAGACCCGCAUUCGCCAGGAGAUGGAGGAGAAGGAGAAGCAGGAGGCUCUUGCCCUUCUCGCCGAGGCAGAGAAGCGCAGCAAAGGCAAAAAGCUCAAGAUCAAGCUCGAGGAGGGCCAGAAGCUCGACAAGCGCAGCCUCAUGGAGGAUGCCAUCAAGGAGCAGAUCAAGGAGCGUCAGGACAUGGAGCGCAAACUCCAGCGCCUGGCCAAAUCGAUGGACCACCUUGAGCGUGCCAAGCGCGAAGAGGAGGUUCCGCUGAUCGAGGCGGCUUACAAGCUCAAGAUGGCUGAAGACGAGCAGUACCACACGACGAUGCAGCAGCAGAACGCUGAGAAGCACCGUCAGACCUGGGAGACGAAUGUCGAAGAGAAGAAGCGCCUCGCUAAGAUGGCCGCGGACAAGGAGGAGUUUGCGGCAGCUAUUGUGUCCCGCCGAUCUGAAGAAUUCGAGGCUCUCCGCCUCGAGCGCGAGGAGCGCAUCAAUGAGUUGCGGGCCCUUCGCCGCGCUGAGCGCGAGAUUGCUCGCCGCAGGGCUUACGUUCGUCGCCUUCAACAGAUUGAAGACGAAGCUCGUGCUGCCGCCGAGCAGGAGGAGCGUGAGCGCAUCGAGGAGGAGGCACGUGCUCGUCGCGCUGCGGAACAGGAAGAAGAGGAAAAGCGCCGAGAUGAGGAGGACAGGGCCCGCAGGGACAGGUAUGAACCUCGUCGCGACGGCUCUGGCGAAGCGCCCCCGGGUCGCUUCGAGCCGAGCCGGCGCCGUGACGACCGAUACGACGACAGGCGCCGUGACGACCGAUACGACGACAGGCGCCGUGACGACCGAUACGACGACAGGCGCCGUGACGACCGAUACGACGACAGGCGCCGUGACGACCGAUACGACGACAGACGCCGCGACGACCGAUACGACGACAGGCGCCGCGACGACCGGUAUGACAGCAGGCGCCGCGACGACCGUGGUCCUUCCCGCGACGACCGUGGUCCUUCCCGCGAUGAUCGCGGGCCCUCCAGGUACUCGGCCCGUGGAGACGACAGGCGACCCAGCAGGUGGUAAAUCUGUCGACGCUCAAAUUAAUAUCAUCAUCACGAUUCACAUC